Messenger RNA from Carcharodon carcharias (great white shark), 1659 nucleotides. RefSeq names its product thymocyte nuclear protein 1 (gene thyn1). NCBI's taxonomy places the organism in Eukaryota, Metazoa, Chordata, Chondrichthyes, Lamniformes, Lamnidae. The coding region runs from base 74 to 772 and encodes 232 amino acids. Gene Ontology annotation, cellular component: nucleus. The transcript is spliced from 8 exons. The record is from RefSeq and is a predicted model, not a curated record.
UCCCCCUCCCCCCGAUAAACGGUCCGGCCACAACCAGCGAGUAAUUGGAUUCAAAAAGGUUGAAAAAUCGAAGAUGCCCCCAAAAAACAAAAAACGCGGUGGAUCUGGAAAAUCAAAAACAACUGAACCAGCUGCCAAAUCUGCUAAAACAGAGCUGGAUGACUCAACGGAACAUGUGACUGUAGAGAGUUUGACCACUGGCAGAAGAACAGCAGUAAAGUCAUCUGGUGAGGAUAAAGACAACAAAGGGGCACACAACUUUUGGCUGAUGAAAUCAGAACCAGAAAGCCGAAUGGAAAAUGGUGUUGAUGUGAAGUUCGGAGUGGAGGAUUUGAAGGCACAACAAAAUCAGACUGCCUGCUGGGAUGGUGUUCGGAACUACCAGGCUCGAAAUUUCAUGAGAGAUAUGAAGGUGGGACAGCUAGCCUUUUUCUACCAUAGCAAUUGUAAGGAGCCAGGAAUUGCUGCAGUUGUCAAGAUCGUAAAGGAAUCUUAUAUUGAUCACACACAGUUUGAUAAGAAGGAUCCUCAUUAUGAUCCCAAAAGCUCAAAGCAAAAUCCUAAAUGGUUCAUGGUGGAUGUGCAGUUUGUCAGGAUGAUGAAGCGUUUUAUCUCUCUGGCUGAAAUGAAGCAAUACCAUCAGGAACACAAAACAAAGGAAGGUCCACUGAAAAACAUGGCACUCUUUACCAGGGCCAGGCUUUCUGUACAGCCAGUAACCAAAGAGGAAUUCGACUUUGUCCUGAGCCUUGAAGACAAAAAGCCAGUUUAAAUGGAAGAGAUUGCUGGUGGGAGUCAUUAAUGAUCUUCAGUCUUCCAGUUAUUAAUGCUGUUUAGGUUGAACUGAACCUAUACUUUGAACGUAUCUAUCAAGUGCUUGUUUUCUUUGGAGUUGGGACUCAAAAUGAAUCACGUUGCUUAAUUCCACGUAGAGAUUAUUAUUCUAGAUUCAUGCAGUCACUAUGUUUUCUAGAGAGAGAUGCAUAUUAUCUUUGCUGAAAAAUAAAGUUAGGGCCAGAGUUAAUACUCCAGGUUCGUUUCUUGUUGCAGUCCUCAUAUGGCAGUGGAAGACAUGGAAAAGUAGUCUGUAAAAUACAUUUGACAAGACCUGCAUUGCCUCAUAUCAGGAUUACUAUGUAUUUAGUUUCAUUUGUAGAUGAAGUGCUGUAUGAGGGAAACAUUAGCUACCUAACCAUUCUCUUGCACUGUUUAAUUUUACACUGAUGACUGCCAGAAAAAAUACCUUGAAUUGUAAACAACCUAUUACCUUGAAAGUUUGUCCUUGGAACAUAAUUUUAAGUUUUAAAAAUACAUAAAUUGUUUCACUAUUGUUUAAAUUCUUGUCAAUUCUAAGAAAAAGUAUUGGUGACAUGGUUAUUUUGGUACAUUUAAUGUUGAGUUUCUGUGGUGAAUUCUUCUCAAUACACAAGGGAUGCAUUUUCACUGAUGUAGAAGGAAUACCUCCGUUUACAAUAAGAAAGAUCGGUUUAAAGUUUAAUACUUUUCAUACCAGGUACAAAAUAAUCAUGCAGAUGAGUAAAAGUUGGCAAAGCUUAGUCAUGUUCCUGAUGUUAAGUAUUAACUGUUUCAAGUGCAUAUUGAUGUGAUUACAUCACUGUAUCUGGAUUUUAUAAUAAAAUUGAUUUUAUUUCACAGUAA